GGACCUUUAUUGUAUCGGACAAAUGUGUACAUAGGUCGUAGUCAUAGGUCAAAGUACAAAGAUUUUACGUAUACGUAUAGCUGCCUUUUCAUACGCAGCAGCAGCAAAAUGUCACGUGAUUUAAAUUUUUUUGAACCGCUUCCACCGCAUUUGCUGUGCAUGAAAAAAACUUAGCAGCAACCAAUGGAAGUUCAACCUUUAAUAUAAAUAUAAGUAUAAAUGUAAAUAGUGAUAUAUAUUUGUUAUGUAUAUCUUUUGUAUAAUCGCUUUUUAAUGUGCCUUAUAUUAGAGCAUUAAAUAACUCUGCUCUGGCUUAUAGCCCAUUAUUUUAUUUAUUAAUAAACAAUUUUCUAAAUUAUAAGACCACUUUAUAUAAUAACCAAGUUUAAAAAGUUAUAAUUGCAGUACGUCAUUUACGUUUUCGAUGUCCAUAGAUUGAAGUUAUGACCUCAAUCGCGCGUAUACAUGUAUUAAUUAGACCUAUUGGGACUUAUUAAAAAUAAAUUAAUCGUAAACAUGUUUCCGUACUUCGUUCAAUGUUAUUUUUUGUUAUACUUUCUGUUGUAUAUCACGUCAAAUCGGUCUACAUGAGGAUCUAGCUUAAGGCUUGCUAUACCUAUUGUGUUUUGGAACUAUAAUCGAAAAUGCCGAGAGGACCAACGACGAUGAAAAGGUUUAACUUGCUCGUGUGGAACGCGAAAGAGCAGCAAGUCGAAAAUGAACGGCGAAAUAUAAACAACGAGUUAAGGACCAGCUCGACCACUGCAGAUUUCUAAUUGAUUUCCGACGUGUGCCGAGCAAUAUUCGUGAUAUUUUACGAUGGCACCUACAUAAACCGAGCGUGUGGUACACCAAAAAUUAUUUCAUAUAUUUAUAUGUAUUUUUUUAUUAUGUAUAUAUUGUAUAUCAAAUAAUCCUAAAUAUAACAAUAAUUUCAGUAAAUCCACCCUCGAUCAAAUUUGAUAUGGUAUAGAUUUGAGGUUAAAAUUAUGUAUGUAUAAAAUUAUUUAUUAAAUAAAAUGAAAUUUUUGCUAGCGUUAAACAAUGACUCUAAUUUUUUCUAGAUCUAGACCUAGAUAUUAUCCUUGUUUAACAUUCGAUAAAAUAAUAUACCGUGAAUUCCUGACUGCAAUUUUGAGCAGUCAAGUAGCAGUCGAAUGUAAUUGGUUCUAACCUUCAAAUCUAAUCACAAUUCACACUCAGUUGCUAUUUAUAUCCAUUUUUAUACCAAUGUAGAUUUAUCUUUAAUCUCAAUUUAAUUUAUUCCUUAUAUUUUUCUCAUUCUUGAAAUUAGAAAAAGAUAAGUAAUUAAGUUAAAUCAGUAUUGGAAUUAUUCACAUUUAUAUUGAUUAAUUAAGUAAUUGCCAUGGUAACUGCUUUGUUUGUAGCGCGCUCUGGGAUAAUCGAUAUCCUUUCAAGCGCCAACAGCUCGGUAGAUUGUAGAAAGUGUUGACUUAAUUAAUGUGCCUUUUUUAUGCCUAGAAAAAUGACGUCUAAAUCACGGAGUGCUGAAUCGGUGAGCGCCACGUCUCAAAAUCAACAAACAAACGAAGCAAAUGAUUUGCCGUCCAAUGAAGAACAAAAUAUCGCGGACCCAUUAACUGCAAACCCAUUGGAAUCUGAACAAGGCACACUAAUUGUAAAAGAAGAGGAGCAGUCAAAUGACAGAUGUAGCAGUAAAAUAAAAAAGACGGAGUCAUCUAAUUUACAGAGUGAUGAAUCGAUGAGGGUCACGUCUCAAGAUCAACAAACAAACGAAGCAAAUGAUUUGCCGUCCGAUGAAGAACAAGAUAUCGUGGAACCAUUAACUCCAGUUCUAUUGGAAUCCGAUAAAGAAGCACUUGUAAAAGACGAAGAAUCGGAUAAAGAUUCAGAUAAAUCGGAGACUGAUAGUGAAGAAGAAUUGAAAAAGGAUUGUUAUACUCUUUGUCAAGAACUAGGAUGUACUCGGUGCUUCGGGCGAUACACAGUCUAUAUAGCAGCGUGUUGUGCUUUUUCUGUUCAUCUUGUUUCCGUCAACAUUGGAACAUUCCUUGGAAAAUAUGUUGCAACCGUAAUUACGAACAUAUGUUGCUGUAUUUACUGUCAGAAUUGGUGCUGUCCUGGGCUGAGUGAGUGAGUCUGCAUUUGCUGGCAAGUUGACGUUCUUAUAAUACGACAAGUUUGGAUAACAACUUGCCAGCAACUUGUCGGCAACUUAGGCUGUGAUCUGAAAUCAUCACAGCUAUCGUAGUACGCAACAAUACAGUAGCUGCACAGUAUAACCAGUGGGUAGAUUCCGCGAAAUACUGAGUCUUUGUGUAGGUAUCGUCGCAGAACUUUUCUCUUUGGGCUGGCUCCAAUGAAAUGCAAGAAGAUAUAGGAAUAUACAUACAUAUGUGCAGACAAUUUAUAAGCAAUUACAUCAGAAAUUUUUUCGCGAUCACUUCUACGAAUAAUUGUUACUACUGAACUACGUUUUAUUCACACGUUGAAUUUAUUGAUUUACUCUUAUCGAAUCCACAGUAUUACUUAUCUGUUAAGGUCCAUCUACAAUGAGAGGAAUAAGUCGUAAACCGUAAGAAAUGGACCAAUUACAGCCAAUUAUUCUUUUUAUAUUCGAUUGUGAUUGAUCAAUUUCUUAUGGGUUACGAUUUACUCCUCUCAUUGUAGAUGGACCUUUAUUGUAUCGGACAAAUGUGUACAUAGGUCGUAGUCAUAGGUCAAAGUACAAAGAUUUUACGUAAACGUAUAGCUGCCUUUUCAUACGCAGCAGCAGCAAAAUGUCACGUGAUUUAAAUUUUUUAGAAUCGCUUCCACCGCAUUUGCUGCGCAUGAAAAGAAACUUAGCAGCAACCAAUGGAAGUUCAAACUUUAAUAUAAAUAUAAGUAUAAAUGUAAAUAGCGAUAUAUAUUUGUUAAGUAUAUCUCUUGUAUAAUUGCUUUUUGAUGUGCCUUAUAUUAAAGCAUUAAAUAAUCUUGCUCUAGCUUAUAGCCCAUUAUUUUAUUUAUUAACAAACAAUAACUCUAAAUUAUACGACCACUUUAUAUAAUAAUCAAGUUUAAAAAGUUAUAAUUGCAGUUUGUCAUUUUCGUUUUCGAUGUCGAUAGAUUGAAGUUAUGACCUCAAUCGCGCGUAUGCAUGUAUUAAUUAAACCUAUUAGGACUUAAGUAGCAGUCGAAUGUAAUUAGUUCUAACAUUAAAAUUUAAUCACAGUUGAUA
Messenger RNA from Wasmannia auropunctata (little fire ant), 3202 nucleotides. RefSeq lists its product as uncharacterized. The transcript has 3 exons. NCBI's taxonomy places the organism in Eukaryota, Metazoa, Arthropoda, Insecta, Hymenoptera, Formicidae. The record is from RefSeq and is a predicted model, not a curated record. The coding region runs from base 1475 to 2119 and encodes 214 amino acids.